Molecule: messenger RNA, 1570 nt
Organism: Boeremia exigua
Lineage: Eukaryota; Fungi; Ascomycota; Dothideomycetes; Pleosporales; Didymellaceae
Exons: 3
Coding region: 166-1428 (420 amino acids)
Biological process (GO): protein refolding
Cellular component (GO): cytoplasm
Molecular function (GO): Hsp70 protein binding
Source: RefSeq, a predicted model, not a curated record
CUUCGCUCUUGUCUUUCACGCUGACUGUUGCUUGCGCUGGCUUUGUUGCGGCAGUAGGUUCCUGAGAUUCAUGUAGCUUCUUUGAUCUCUAGUCAUCCCUACCUUUUCUCCUCGAAACGCUUCAACAUUUCAGCGUACCACUACGGGUGCUACAGAUAGGACAAGAUGUUCAUACGGAUAGCGCAAUUGGCGCUCCUCCUGUGCUUUGCACUGCUGGUUCUCGGUGCAGAAGACUACUACAAACUGCUAGGUCUGAAGAAAGAUGCCUCCGAGCGCGAGAUUAAGAAGGCGUACCGUACCUUGAGCAAGAAGUUUCACCCAGACAAGAACCCUGGAGAUGAAACCGCUGGUGAGAAGUUUGUCGCAGUGGCCGAAGCCUACGAUGUCCUCAGCGUCGAGGAGACACGCAAAAUCUACGAUCAAUACGGCCACGAGGGCAUCGAGCAACAUAAGAAGGGCAACGGCCCGGGUCAGCGUCACGAUCCCUUUGACCUCUUCUCACGUUUCUUCGGCGGCUCAGGUCACUUCGGACACCAAGGCGGAGAGCGACGAGGACCUAAUAUGGAAGUCCGCGUUGCCAUCCCCCUACGCGAUUUCUACAACGGGCGCAAGACGGAAUUCACGAUUGAGAAGCAGGCUAUCUGUUCUGCUUGCGAAGGCUCGGGAUCUGCAGAUGGACAUGUCGAAACAUGCGGUACCUGCGGUGGACGCGGAGCAGUCAUCAGGAGACAGCAGCUCGCACCAGGGCUCUUCCAGCAGGUUCAGAUGCAAUGCGAUGCCUGCCACGGCAAGGGCAAGACGAUCAAACACCCAUGCUCUGUCUGUCACGGCAGUAGGGUAGUCCGCGAGUCCGAAACCCACGAACUGGACAUCGAGAAGGGCAUGCCCAAGGGUGUGCGCAUUACUUACGAGAACGAAGCCGAUGAGAGUCCAGACUACGUAGCCGGAGAUCUAAUCGUACACCUCGUGGAGAUGGACCCAGCACUCGGUGAACAGGACCACGAACGUACCGAUGGCACCUUCUUCCGCCGCAGAGGCCCGGAUCUAUUCUGGCGCGAGGUACUGUCGUUGAGAGAGGCCUGGAUGGGUGACUGGACACGCAAUGUCACGCACCUGGACGGACACGUCGUCAAGCUAUCUCGCAAGCGUGGCGAAGUUGUACAACCGAACAUGAUUGAGAUCCUCAAAGAGGAGGGUAUGCCCGUGUGGCACCAACAGCUGGAGAACAACGAUGGGCUUCAGUACGGUAACCUGCAUGUCGAGUACGUUGUCGUGCUACCAGACCAGAUGGAGAAGGGCAUGGAGAAGGACUUUCAUGCCGUGUGGGACAAGUACAGGAAGAAGAGUGGUGUGGUUCUUGACCAUGCACUUAACAGGCCGGAAGGUGACAUCAAGAUGCCGGAAGCGGAUGGCCAUGAUGAGUUAUAGAGUAUGCGAGACGACUUUUUGCAUGAUAUGGAUACCCGCAGGUGGAUUGGAGUCGUGGAGUUAGUCCGUGAACAGUACUGUCGAUGCGAACAACGAGUAGAUCUGCAAUGUAUAGAGCGAACAAAUUCAGCAAGUAUCUCCC